Molecule: messenger RNA, 2670 nt
Organism: Colletotrichum phormii
Lineage: Eukaryota; Fungi; Ascomycota; Sordariomycetes; Glomerellales; Glomerellaceae
Product: UNC-like C-terminal-domain-containing protein
Exons: 1
Coding region: 1-2670 (889 amino acids)
Biological process (GO): protein folding in endoplasmic reticulum
Cellular component (GO): membrane; cytoplasm
Source: RefSeq, a predicted model, not a curated record
AUGGCGAGCCACGUGUCCGACGAACUAGACACCACACCUACCAACACCCAGAUCGCCUUUUGCCAGUUCAAGACGAUCAACUACAUCACGCACACACUUCCUCAACAGUGUCUGACAACUAGCUGGCCAGGCAGCAAGGCUAUCAGCGAUGGCUCGACACCAAUAAACGACAGCACAAGACCGCCUCCCGACAAUUCCCUGAAAACUACGCCGAGCGCUGGAGAUACCGUGGUCGCUGUCACCGACGUGCCGACAUCUGACCGGACCGGUAACGACAACCCAAAUCCGUCUCUCACGGAGACCGCGACCGACGAUGAAGUCACACCGAGGCCUUUCAUGUCCUUUGAAGAAUGGAAGGAGAUGAUGCUCCGCAAGGCUGGCCAAGACCCUUCGGAACUCAAGGCCCGGAAAACAGUUGAGCGCGCGACUGAGCAUGACAGAGCAGCCAGGAGUUCGGGCCUGGACAGUCUCGGUAUCGACGAUGGGGAGAUUGACCUGAAUUUCGAUGUUGUGUCUGAAAAGAUCAGCAAUAUUGCAUCAGCACCCCAAGCCAUCCCGACAGACGUGGCAACUUCAGAUCAACAGCAAGAGCCUGUUCUUUACGACGACGGCAGGACGCAGUACUAUCGGAGCAAAGAUGCUGGAAAGACCUGCAAGGAAAGGUUUUCAUACUCGUCUUUCGACGCAGGCGCAACGGUUCUUAAGACCAACAAAGGGGCAAAGAAUGCCAAGGCCAUCUUGGUUGAGAACAAGGACUCGUACAUGCUACUGGAAUGCUCUGCGGGAAACAAGUUCGUGAUUGUUGAGCUUAGUGACGAUAUUCUGGUUGACACCGUUGUGCUGGCCAACUUCGAGUUCUUUUCCAGCAUGGUACGGCACUUUCGAAUUAGCGUGAGCGACAGGUAUCCUGUCAAGGUUGACAAGUGGAAAGAUUUGGGCACAUUCGAGGCCAAGAAUUCGCGGGACAUCCAGCCCUUCCUUGUGCAAAACCCCUUGAUCUGGGCCAAAUACGUCAGGAUAGAGUUCCUGACCCACUACGGCAAUGAGUUCUAUUGUCCUGUCUCAUUAUUACGUGUACAUGGCACGCGAAUGCUAGAGUCAUGGAAGGACCAAGAGACGCCGAUUGAAGAAGAAGAAGUGGUGGAAGAGCCUGUCGGCCAGUUGCCUAGCUCUGCCACCAACGCCGAGACGGGAGACAAUACAACAUUUGCCCCCCCAAGAGGAGGAUCAUCAGAUUUGGCAUCUGACACCACACCAAACCUGCUUAUGCCACGCCACAUCUUCUCGCCUCUGGAUUGGGAGAACCCGACUUGCCCUCCUUUGAUGCCACUGCCACAUUCAGAAACAAGGCCAUUAGACCCAGAACUACAGGCCAGCGAUCGUGCAAAGUCAGGCUACCAACCAUCCACGUAUGAUCGAAUUCGGGGCGGAGAUCCUGCCAAACGUACCUCAGAGGACAGGUCGGCAUUUGCCCCUGCAAACCAAACAGAUCAGAUUGACGAACCAUACACUUCAUCCUCGGCGAAGUCUGUUUCUGCAGGUGCACACCAAAGCAGCAUAUACACCGACCCAAGGCCAGGAGGAGGAGACACUGCGAUGUCGGGCACGUCUUCCACUAAGACAGCACAAGCCACCGUCCAGUCCCGAAACAAGAACAACUCAACGGCAGCGCCUGCAUCCCCUACUGUCCAAGAGAGCUUCUUCAAAGCCGUUAGCAAGCGCCUCCAGUACUUGGAGUCAAAUGUGUCACUGUCGCUCAGGUACAUUGAGGACCAAUCUCGCUACCUACAAGAGAUCCAGAAAUUGGCCGAGAGGAAGCAGUUGUCUAGAAUUGACAUCUUCCUGGAUAGUCUCAACAAAACGGUACUCUCGGAACUGCGAACCGUUCGCCAGCAGUAUGAUCAGAUAUGGCAAUCGACUGUCAUUGCGCUAGAGAGCCAGCGGGAACAGUCACAGAGGGAAACCGUUGCACUUAGCUCUCGGCUCAACAUUCUUGCCGACGAAGUUGUUUUCCAGAAGAGAAUGGCUAUCGUUCAGGCCAUUCUCCUGCUAUCAUGCCUCAUUCUCGUUAUCUUCUCCCGAGCAAUGACACAACCUAUCCUAGCUGGUUCUUUUGAUCUCGGUCGAACCUCGAACCUGAACCAUCCUGAGCCUGGCAUAUCACCAGAACCUGUUGCUCAGAACACAUACACCUCCGCAUAUGACAAUUUUGGCCGGCCGUGCGAUCAAGAAGGCCAUGGUGGAAGAGGCUCACUAAAGGGGGAUUCUGGCGCGUUGCAAAACUUGCCGGGCACGCCAGCAAGGCUCCUCACGCCGGCAUCAGAAGAUGGUUACAAUUACGGACCCCCAGAGAGCAACCAAUGUGGCCCCACUAGGAUCAUGAUGCCGCAAACACACCUAGUUGAUACAAUCCCCGAGGAUGACUCUGCUGAUAAUUACCGAGGCUCAUCCUUGGACUUUGGCGAGCAUUGUAUCGCCGAAGAGACGACCCUAACAUCGAAUAAUGUAAUGCAGCAUGGUCGCGGGUUUUCACCCCAAAAUCCACUUCAUUCGGCUGGAGUCCUCCUAGACUCGCCACUAGAGAGAGAGGCUGAGGCUCGUUUACCAAACCAACCUCUUGGGAUCGUCUCAUCCGCAGUUCGCAAACCACUCCCAGCAUUACCAGAGUAA